Molecule: messenger RNA, 1898 nt
Organism: Cucumis sativus (cucumber)
Lineage: Eukaryota; Viridiplantae; Streptophyta; Magnoliopsida; Cucurbitales; Cucurbitaceae
Product: (-)-germacrene D synthase
Exons: 7
Coding region: 45-1748 (567 amino acids)
Biological process (GO): diterpenoid biosynthetic process
Molecular function (GO): terpene synthase activity; magnesium ion binding
Source: RefSeq, a predicted model, not a curated record
GAUAGGAUUUUACAUUAUGAUGAUAACUUUAAAGAGAGAAAAAAAUGUCAUUUCAAAUACUUGAAUGUGAUUGUAAGGCACCGAAGAAAGCCACUUUAAGCCAUGGUGUCGUUCAUCGUCGUCGAACUGCAAAGUUUCCUCCAAGUCCUUGGGGAGAUUAUUUCCUUUCCUGUGAAUUCAGCAUUUUGAACAACACAAAAAAUGAGGAUGAUGAGAAUAAUGUGAAGAAAGAUGUUGAAAAGCUAAAAGAAGAUGUGAUAAGAAUGUUUCGGGCUGUUUCUGAGAAUUCUUCGCAAACGUUAAGUUUGAUCGAAUCAAUUCAACGUUUAGGUUUGACUGACCAUUUUGAAAAGGAAAUCAAUGAAUUCUUAAACAUGCCAAACUCUUUUAACCUUGAUGACAACGAAGAAGAUAUUUACUAUACUACCCUUAAAUUUCGAUUGCUUAGACAACAAGGUUACUCUAUUGGAUGUGAGAUAUUCAAUAAGUUCACAAAUGAAGAGGGAGAUUUCAAAGAAUCAAUUGUGAAGGGAAAAAGGGAAAUAAUGAGUUUGUAUGAAGCAUCACAUUGGAGAAUGAAUGGAGAGAUUAUAUUGGAUAAAGCUUUGGCAUUUACAACUACUAAGCUUCAAGAAAUGGCUAUGGAUGUUAGCUCUCCGUUUAGAGAUGAAGCUGCAUAUGCUUUGAAAUGGCCAAUCCUUAAGGCUUUGCCAACCCUUAUCACCAAACACAAUAUCUCUAUCUAUGAAAAGGAUCCACUGAAGAACAAUAUUUUGCUCAAGUUUGCAAAGUUGAAUUUCAAUGCCAUGCAAAAACUUUACCAGAAAGAACUACAUGAAAUUUCAAGGUGGUGGAAAGAUUCAAAAUGGAUGGAAGAACUAUCUUUUGCAAGAGAUAGGAUUGUGGAAAGCUACAUUUGGGCAUUGGGAAUAUGUCAUGAAUCUAAAUAUUCUCAUGGUAGAAUAAUAAUGGCCAAACUUGCUGCUCUUGUAACUGUUCUUGAUGACACAUAUGAUGCGUACGCUACACUUGAUGAACUUGAGCUAUUCACAAAUGCAAUUGAAAGAUGGGAUAUUAAUGAAACUUCGAAGCUCCCCAAGUACAUGAAAUAUUUUUAUGAAGUUAUCUUUAAAUAUUACGAGGAGAUAGAUAAUAGUAUCAACAAGGACAACAUUCAAUAUGCUAUUCACUAUGUAAAAGAAGCGAUGAAAAGGCAGUGUAGAGUUUAUUUUGAAGAAGCCAAAUGGUUUUACGAAGGUUAUGUGCCAACAAUGGAAGAGUACAUGAAAGUGGCAAUUGUGUCAACUUGUUAUCAUCUUUUUGUUCAAAUAUCAUUUGUUGGAAUGGGAGUUGCUGCUUCACAAGAGGCUUUUCAAUGGAUUGAGAGUGACCCAAUGCUUCUCAAAGCAAGUGGAAUAAUUGGGAGACUCAUAAAUGACAUAACUUCCCACCAGUUUGAACAACAGAGAGGUCAUAUUGCUUCCGCAGUAGAAUGCUACAUGAAACAAUAUGAAGUAUCAGAAGAAGUUGCUGUGAUUGAAUUACAAAAAGAAAUUGAAAAAGCAUGGAAAGAUGGAAUAGAAGAUUAUAUAAUGAAAUCGACAAAGUUUUCAAAUGCGAUUCUCAUGCGUGUGCUAAAUCUGGCUAGACUCUCAGACUUUUAUUAUAAGAAAGAAGAUGGUUAUACAUUCUCCCAUGGAGAAACCAAAGAUUUUGUUACCUAUAUGCUUAUAGACCCUUUGCCAUAAAUUGACAUCCAUUUAAGUAAAAGAAUGAUUGUAACAUGCAUAUGUACUUAUCAAGCAAAGGCUGUGUGUUAUGAUAAACUUCUCUUAUAUACACGUACGUAUACGUAUUUUAUUCAAUAAAAGUAAGUUGUUUGGGUUGUUUAAGUUUAA